AAUGAUACUUCGGCUCUUUUUGAUGUGAAAAGACUUGCUCCACAUAUAUAAAGAGCCUUCCCAACUCAACUUAAAGCACAUCCAUCUCUCUCCCCAACAAAACUAUAAACGCGUGCAUUCAGCAAGGAGUUUUAAAGCACAUACAAAGUGAUAAAUUUCAUUGAAUUACUUGCGACUCUUAAAGAGAUAGGAGCAAUCCGUGGAGAUGUCUCUGAAAUUGCUAUUUGACCAUAGGAGAGAAUAAUCCAAAUGGUUAAAUACCAUUAUUGCCUUGUUGUUAUUGACUUUUACUAUUGCAGCAACAUUAGCCGAAAUUAUGCAAAUGGUUAAGACCAUUGUUGACUUGCAAUUAUUUUAAUUUCCUGUAUUAACUCUCCGGUGAAGAAAAGCUACAAAUUAGAGGGGUUUUCCUUCCUUCAAGGGUAUUCAGAAAUGGCUGUGAACGAAUGGCUAAAUGGUUAUUUGGAAGCCAUAUUGGACGCGGGAAGAAGCAACAUAAAAAAGAGAAAUGAUGGCAAGCUCAAAAUCACAAAGUUUGAAGAAGAGAAGGAUCAGAGGGAUGAAACGUUGUUUAGUCCCACUAAGUACUUUGUUGAAGAAGCUAUUAAUAGCUUCGAUGAAUCUGACUUCUACAGAACAUGGGCUAAGGUAAUAGCCACAAGGAAUAGCCGUGAGCGCAGUAACAGGUUGGAGAAUAUGUGCUGGCGCAUUUGGCAAGUGACUCGCAAAAAGAAACAAAUUGCAUGGGGUGAUGCUCACAAGCUUGCAAGAAGGCGUCUUGAUCGUGAGCAAGGCCGUAACGAUGCAGCGAAUGACCUUUCUGAGCUCUCAGAAGGUGAAAAAGAAAAAGGAGAUGCCACUGCUUCAGAAUCUGUCAAGGAUCAUAAUAUUUCCAGAAUCAGUUCUGAAACCAAACUUUGGUCGGAGGAUAAUGAUAAGUCUAGAAACCUUUACAUUGUCCUAAUCAGUGUUCAUGGUUUGGUACGAGGAGAAAAUAUGGAACUUGGGAGAGAUUCUGAUACUGGUGGCCAGGUCAAAUAUGUAGUAGAACUUGCUCGUGCUCUAGCUAACACGAAAGGAAUUUACCGUGUUGAUUUAUUGACUAGACAAAUUGCUGCCCCAGAAGUGGAUUUCAGCUAUGGAGAGCCUAUAGAGAUGUUGUCAUGCCCCUCUGAUGGCAGUGACAGUGGAGGAGCAUAUAUUAUUCGUCUACCAUGUGGACCACGCGAUAAGUACAUCCCAAAAGAAUCACUCUGGCCUCACAUACCUGAAUUCGUGGAUGGUGCCUUGAACCACAUUGUUAACAUGGCAAGAGCUUUAGGGGAGCAAGUGAAUGGAGGGAAGCCAACAUGGCCUUAUGUUAUCCAUGGUCACUAUGCUGAUGCUGGAGAGAUUGCAGCUCAUUUAUCCGGUGCGUUGAAUGUGCCUAUGGUGCUAACAGGUCAUUCAUUAGGCCGGAACAAGUUUGAACAGUUGUUGAAGCAGGGUAGGCUCUCUAGGGAGGCCAUAAAUGCAACCUACAAGAUCAUGAGGAGGAUUGAGGCUGAGGAGAUGAGUUUAGAUGCUGCUGAAAUGGUCAUCACUAGCACAAGGCAAGAGAUUGAAGAGCAGUGGGGAUUGUAUGAUGGCUUCGAUCUCAAGUUGGAGAGGAAGCUUAGGGUCAGGAGAAGACGUGGAGUGAGUUGCCAUGGAAGACACAUGCCAAGGAUGGUGGUAAUUCCGCCAGGCAUGGACUUCAGCUAUGUAACAGCACAAGACUCAAUUGAAGGCGAAAGGGAACUCAAGUCUCUGAUCGGAUCUGGUAGAGCUCAAAGCAAAAGGAACUUACCUCCCAUUUGGUCUGAGAUAAUGCGAUUUUUCACAAAUCCUCACAAACCAUUGAUACUAGCCUUGUCCCGCCCUGACCCGAAGAAAAAUGUCAUGACUUUGAUCAAGGCUUUCGGCGAAUGCCAUGCCCUAAAGGAACUGGCUAACUUGACCCUCAUUCUUGGCAAUAGAGAUAACAUUGAUGAAAUGUCUGACAGCAGCUCUGUUGUUCUAACCAUGGUGCUCGAGCUCAUUGACAAGUAUGAUUUGUAUGGUCUAGUGGCUUUUCCCAAGCACCAUAAGCAAUCUGAAGUUCCAGAAAUAUAUCGUCUGGCUGUGAAAACCAAGGGAGUUUUUAUCAACCCAGCCCUGGUGGAACCAUUUGGACUCACACUCAUUGAGGCAGCAGCUUAUGGUUUGCCCGUUGUUGCAACAAAAAAUGGAGGGCCAGUGGAUAUUCUAAAGGCACUCAACAAUGGACUCUUAAUUGACCCACAUGACCAGAAAGACAUAGCAGAUGCACUGGUAAAGCUUGUUGCAGACAAAAAUCUUUGGCAAGAAUGCCGCAAAAAUGGGCUGAAAAACAUACAUCGUUUUUCAUGGCCUGAACACUGCCGCAACUACCUAUCCCAUAUAGAGAAAUCCAGGAACCGCCACUCCAAUUCCCGCUUGGAAAUUACACCAAUUACUGAAGAGCCUAUAAGUGACUCAUUAAGAGAUGUAGAAGACCUUUCUUUAAGAUUCUCCAUUGAAGGAGACUCCAAGUUGAAUGGAGAGGUGGACCCAGAAGCAAGGCAGAAGAAAAUUAUCGAAGCAAUUACCCGCAGGGUCUCCUCUACUGGAAAUUCUAAUGCGAGUUACUUUCCUGGUAGAAGGCAAAGGCUGGUUGCAGUAGCUGCAGAUUGUUAUGAUAGUGAUGGAAACGGAACAGAAGACUUUCCGGCAAUUCUCAAGAAUGUGAUGAAGGCUGCACAAUCAGGCAUUAGCUCAGGCCGGGUGGGAGUUGUAUUGCUAACUAGUUUAAGUUUACAAGAGACAAUUGAAGCAUUGAACAGCUUCCAGGUAAAAAUAGAAGAAUUUGAUGCUUUGGUUUGCAACAGUGGAAGUGAAAUGUAUUUUCCACAGAAAGAUUUAAUGGCUGAUGUUGAUUAUGAAGCCCAUGUUGAGUAUGCAUGGCCUGGUGAGAAUAUUAGGUCAGUAGUGACCAGGAUUUCUAGAUUUGAAGAGGGAGAGGAAAAUGACAUUGUAGAAUAUGCCAGUGCUUGCAAUUCUAGGUGCUACUCCUAUAUUGUGAAACCAGGAGCCAUGAUUCGGAAGAUAGAUGACCUUCGCCAGAGGCUACGAAUGAGAGGCUUCCGCUGUAACCUUGUCUAUACACAUGCAGGAUUGAGAUUGAAUGUGAUACCAUUAUUUGCUUCAAGAAAACAAGCACUGAGGUAUCUGUCAAUUAAGUGGGGAAUAGAUCUCUCCAAAGUAGUUGUAAUUGUGGGAGAAAAAGGAGAUACGGAUUAUGAAGAACUCACGGCUGGUAUCCAAAAGACUCUUGUUUUAAGAGGGGUUGUUGAACAUGGCAGCGAAAGGCUUCUUCGCAGUGAAGACAGUAUCAAAGGAGAAGAUGUGGUCUCCCAAGAUAGCCCCAACAUUAUUUAUGCAGAGAAGAGCUUAGAGGACUAUGACAUCUCAGCAAUUCUGGAGCAUCUCAAAGUAUCAUGAUCUAUAUUUUUUGUUCAUUAGUUCUAACGUCAAUAUCUAUAACUAUAACCCCAGGUUAUUAACCUUAGAAAAGGCUACAAGCCAACAGUAAAUUAUACCAACAAAUAAUGUAUACCCAACUUCAAUAUUGCGUAGUUACAUAAAUAUAAAUAACAAAUACAUGUGUCCAUGAUUUAUAA
Lotus japonicus is the source of this 3698-nucleotide messenger RNA. RefSeq names its product sucrose-phosphate synthase 4. The transcript is spliced from 15 exons. Gene Ontology annotation, molecular function: sucrose synthase activity; sucrose-phosphate synthase activity. Gene Ontology annotation, biological process: sucrose metabolic process. Bases 433 to 3519 code for a protein of 1028 amino acids. The record is from RefSeq and is a predicted model, not a curated record. Lineage: Eukaryota; Viridiplantae; Streptophyta; Magnoliopsida; Fabales; Fabaceae.